AUGUUCAGCCGACGGGCGUUCGACACGUACGAGAAUCUGUUCAUCAUGUUCAAGAUACCACUGCUCGACAGCUCACUCUGCCUCGCGCAACAGUUCGAUUGGCAGGCGGAGCAUUCGCCUCAUCGUCCGCUCUUCGAUUAUGUCAACGACGACGGAUCGCUCGUAUCAAUCGAUUAUGCGACGGCGCAGUACGCUGUCCAUCGUGGUGCGCGGAGCGUCCUGUCCGCGCUAAAGGAGGCAGGCAUAUCGAAGACGAAGGAGAAGCCAGUCGUGGCAUUUGUUUCUGCCGCCGAAUCCAUAACAUACGCGACAUUCGGCGGCCCAGACACGGGAACUUAUUAA
Molecule: messenger RNA, 342 nt
Organism: Phanerochaete carnosa HHB-10118-sp
Lineage: Eukaryota; Fungi; Basidiomycota; Agaricomycetes; Polyporales; Phanerochaetaceae
Exons: 3
Coding region: 1-342 (113 amino acids)
Source: RefSeq, a predicted model, not a curated record